Hypanus sabinus (Atlantic stingray) is the source of this 6275-nucleotide messenger RNA. Its product is annotated as zinc finger protein 229-like. Bases 615 to 2051 code for a protein of 478 amino acids. NCBI's taxonomy places the organism in Eukaryota, Metazoa, Chordata, Chondrichthyes, Myliobatiformes, Dasyatidae. The record is from RefSeq and is a predicted model, not a curated record. The transcript has 2 exons.
UUCCCGGAAUUACGCAUGCGCAGAGCUCAGCGGACAAACUGGUGAAUCGGCAGCAGGAAGAAGCGGGACUGCGGCUUCGGGAUUCAUCAGUACUGGUGUCGGCACUGUGGCUAACGGAAAACUGCUGGUUAGAAAUGGUGAAGAAUUUGUGAACGGGAAUCUCAAACUCGAGCACCUCAGGUUUGCUGCGUCUGUGCGGAUUUUAAGGAGUGACCAGAUAUUUCCUCUGUACCACCAAUAUAUUUAUUGUGAUCCUUGGAGAUGAAGAACUAUUACAUUCCAGCUGGGAAUGUGCUUUGUGACUGAGAUGAAGAUUUCUGUUGUGACUCAGUGAAAUCCACUAGAACUGACGUGCUGAGAACACGAGGUCUUCAACUGCAUUGAUUGUAUAAGGGAAUCACUACGUCAAUCAUCUGACUUAAUGAAUUGCUAGAGAAUUGACAGUAGGGAGAUAUCAUUCUCGUUCUGUCACGUGGAAGGGAUUCACUCAGUUAUCUGAACAACUGUCUCACUGUUCAGUUCACCUUGGAGAGAGGCUGUUCACCUCAGAAUGUGGGAAGGAAUCCAUUCAGUCAUCUGACCUACUGACACACCAAUCAGUUCACACUGGGAAAAUGCCGUUUACUUGCUCAGACUGUGGGAAGGGAUUUCCACGGUCACGUCAACUGAAGCUGCAUCAACGAGUUCACACUAGUAAGAAACAAAUUACCUGCUCAGACUGUGGAAAGGGAUUCUCUUUCCCAUCCAACUUACAAAGACAUCAGCGAAUUCACACUGGGGAGAGGCCAUUCACCUGCUCAGACUGUGGGAAGGGAUUCAGUUCAUCAUCUCAGCUGAAGGAACAUGAGCGAGUUCAUACUGGGGAGAGGCCGUUUACCUGCUCAGACUGUGGAAGGGGAUUCUCUUUUUCAUCCAACUUACAAAGACAUCGGCGAGUUCACACUGGGGAGAAACCAUUCAUCUGCUCAGAUUGUGGGAAGAGAUUCACUCACCCAUAUCACCUACUGACACACCGAUCAGUUCACACUGGGAAAAUGCCAUUUACUUGCUCAGACUGUGGAAAGGGAUUCUCUUUCUCAUCCAACUUACAAAGACAUCAGCGAGUUCAUACCGGGGAGAGGCCAUUCACCUGCUCAGACUGUGGGAGGCGAUUCAUUAGCCAAUCUCACCUGCAUUUACAUCGGUCAGUUCACACCGGGGAGAAACCAUUCACCUGUUCAGAAUGUGGGAAGGGAUUCACUCAGUCAUCUGACUUUCUCAGACACCAGUCAGUUCACACUGGGGAGUGGUUGUUCACCUGCUCAGAUUGCGGGAAAGGAUUCAAUUCGUUAUCUGCCCUUCACAGACACCAGUCAGUUCACUCUGGGAAGGGGUUGUUCUCCUGUUCAGAUUGUGGGAAAGGAUUCUAUCGGUUAUCUGAACUGAAAAUACAUCAGCGAAUUCACACUGGGGAGAGGCCAUUCACCUGCUCAGACUGUGGGAAGCGAUUCACUUGGUCAUCUCACCUGUACAGACACCAGCGAGUUCACACUGGGGAGAGACCAUUCACCUGUUCCGUGUGUGGGAAAGGGUUUGCUCGAUCAUCCCACCUACGGAGACACGAAUCAACUCACAGUGAGAAGAAACCUUUCACCUGCUCAGACUGUGGAAAGGGAUUUUCCCAAUCAUCGGACCUACUGACACACCAGUCAGUUCACACGGGAGAGUGGUUGUUCACCUGCUCAGAUUGUGGGAAAGGAUGCAUCUCGUCAUCUCAACUGAAAAUACAUCAGCGAGUUCACACUGGGGAGAAGCCGUUCACCUGCUCAGACUGUGGGAAGGGAUUCGCUCAGUUAUCCACCCUCCAGGCACACCUGCGAGUUCACACUGGAGAGAAACCAUUCACCUGUUCAGACUGUGGUAAGCAAUUCACUCAGACAUCCAGGCUGCAGGCACACCUGCAAGUUCACACUGGUGAGAGGCCAUUCUCCUGCUCUGAAUGUGGGAAGCGAUUCAGUCGUACAUCCGAACUUACGAAACACUACCGAGUUCACAGUGAGGACACAAUUUAAAUAUGCCUCAUGCUGGAUAUUUAACCAAAUUUGCUGAAUCCAGAGACGAAUUCAAAAGAGACUGUUGGUGUUGAACUCCAGUAAUUUUUGCUGCUGCUUAUCACAUCCAGUUCUACAUCCUGGCCUCUGGAACUGAGAGGAAUUUCUUCUGCUGAUGUUCACAUUUAAUCCUUUAAUGGGAGUGGAAAUUAAUUUUCUGGAUCCGUUCUUAAUAAAUCAUUUGUAUUUUAAACUUUGCCUCAGGUACUUAAUGAAUUUACAACUCACCCCAUGUACAAUAGACAGUCAGCUCAGUCCAGCUAGACCCUUUCAGUGUUUCUGUUCCAUGAUAAUCCUUUUAAAUCCAUCCUGCUGUUCACCUCUCACUCGCUCUUUGGUGAUGGGUUCCGGACAGUCUCCACCAUGGCUGAAGAGGUUUUCCUUGAAUUUCCUGCUUGACUUUCUACAGACUGAAGAAGAAGUUAUGUUUCUCUCUCAGAUCUCUUGCCUGAGAAAGAAUAUCCUUGUUGGCCAGAAGGGACUACAGUCUACAAAUUAUUGGAUUUGAAUGAAUCAGGUACAGUGGAAGUAGACAAAAAGAGCAACAGUCUACAAAUCAGUGGAUUCAGAUGAAUCGGGACAGAAGUAGCAGACAAUCCAAAUGUCUUUGUUUCCCCCCAUCUUGUGAACUCUGAACUGAUACUUGCUCGGGGAUAAUCUAAUCAGAGCAAUUGAAUCUGGACAUAAGGAGUUUAAAGUGAUGACCUGCUGAACCUGAGACCAUUCUCAGACAAGUAGCUAUUUAUUAAGUAAAGUUCCAGUCCUACCAAAGAAGCAAUCUGUAGUCACGUUAAAUUGAGUGCUUGGGUCACCUCGUUUAACUGGUUUGGACCAGUCAAGAGUUGAAAGGCACAAACACACAAAGGUGGGAGGGGCAUUAACCAUGGAACAACACUGGUUGUAGCCCUGCACUAGAGUCAGUAAGAAGGUGACCAAAGUCGGUCAGGUGACCUUGAGCCAAUGGGAUGGAAAUACAUUAGUUCAACUGAUGAAGGAAACUAUAAGAAUCUGGAGCUCCAAAUGCAAAAAUGCUGAUAUCUCUCCAGCAACCAGAGACCAACCAUCACGGAUGAGGAGGACGCCACAGACACGUGGAGAUUGGGACCACAAAGAACACCUGUUCAGCAUAGACUCCUUUACUGGGUAAUAACUUUUCUCUCAAUUGACUGUUCAUGGAGGGUCAGGGAAUUCUAGUAGAUAUGCACACAGUUAGCUAGUUUGUGAACCACGUGUUCUUUAGUUGAGAAAAUAAAGGCUACUUCUUGGUAAAUACUCUCUUUUCAGUAUUAUAAGAUCCGUAUAAUAAAAUUGGCAUCCCUGAGGGUGGCUGGAGGAUAAAUCUUUCUCUUCGUUCAAGUCGGGUCAUGAAGAUAGGUAGUUAGCAGUUACUAACCCACAUGAAGAACUCAAGGAAAAUCUGCAAGCUCAAAGGUCUUGGGUUGUUUUGAUUGGAAGGGAUUCCUCUAGAAAUUUGUGUUGAAGUGGCCACAAGGGGACGUCACGUGAUGACGUAGGAUCGAGAUGUGGAAAUCCAGCUCUCCCGUAAAAAACCAGUAAAACAAUGUUUAAGUGAAGAAAAGUUAGUAAAUCCUUUCUAAAAGUUACUUAUAUUAACUACUCAGGAUUGUCCCAAGAUAUGUCUUAUAAACAGAAGCAGAAGAAAACUACAACCUUGAAGACAACAGAAGUUGGAAAAGAAUCAAGGCCGGCCGCCAUGAAAGAGCCGUGGGCUCAAGUGCAUUUUACCUCUGGCGAUACAGAACAGGAAACUGCGACAACAUCAACCGUCUCCAAAAAAAAGAGCAACAGGAAUUGUGCAUGCGUGAAGGAAGGGGCAUGCGCAAACACAAGCAACUUAAACUACAAAUCCCAGCUCCGAUCAGAACAGAAAGUGAAAGUGAAUCUGAGGUAGAUUUAGAUUCUUUGGGAUAAAUCAGACGAAGAUGAAGAGACAAAAUAAGGAAGAACAACAGGAAGAGGUUGGAGGUGAAAGUUUUUCUGGAGACAUAAGAAAAUCUUUGGUGCAAAUAAUGCAUGAAUUAAAAGCAUUAAAAGUAAUAAAAAAAUUUAAAAUAUGAAGACUAUGUUUGAUAAAAUGAUAAAAAGACAGGACAAAAUGGAUAAGAAAAUUAAAAAUUUGGAAGAAACAAGUGACAUCAUUGAUGGAAUGAAUAAAAUGGAAGAUAAUAUUUCUGCCUGGACAUCAGAAAGAAAACAGUUGUUGGAAAAAGUGGAUGUGCUUGAAAAUUUUAACAGACAAAAUAAUAUUAAGAUUGUUGGACUUAAAGACGGUAUAGAGGGAGAGGAUCCAAUAAAUUUUUUUCAAAAAUGGAUCCCGGAAAAUUUCGAAAUGGAAGAAGGAACCCAGUUAAUUGAAAUUGAAAGGGCUCACAGAACCUUAAGACCAAAACCUCAAGUUGAUCAAAACCCACAAUCAAUCUUGAUAAAAUGCUUAAGAUAUCAAGAUAAAGUAAAGAUCCUGAAGGUGGCUGCCCAACGUGAAACAGGCCAUUGAUGAUAGAAGGGAAAGCAGUUCUUUUCUAUCCUGAUAUAAGUUAUGACCUUUUGAAAAGAAUGAAAUUAAUCCAGAGAAAAAAGUUUUAUGGGAAAAUGGUUAUAAAUUUAUAUUGCAUCCAUCACCCGGCAACCCUGAUAAUUUUUUUGGAUGAUGGGAAAAGAAGAUUUUUUAAUGAUUAUCGGGAUGCGGAAGAGUUUGCACAAAAACUCCCAAAUAUUCGCUAACCACAGCCUAAGAUUUAAAAGUGAAAUGGAUUAAAGAUGAAGACAGGGACAGUGAAUGGAGUUGAUGGACAUUUAAGAACAGAAGAAUAUUUAAAUAUAUUCUUAAUUAUAUGAUACAGGGGGAGAAAGGUAAAAAUUUGAGAAAUAUUAAUCGAGAUUAGUGAUAUUAUUUUUUCUUUUCUUAUAUAUACUUUUUAUGUUACGGGGGUGCUGGAGGAACUUCGGAUCGAUUGCUAUGGGAUUCACGUGUGUAAUCAUGGCGAUUGCCAUGACCCGUACAACGGAGGGGGGUAAUGUGCUUUUUUUAUCCACAACAUUAGUAGGGGGGUAUUCUGUUACUUUUUUCUUUAUGAUCUAUUUUUCUUUUAUUUUUCUUUCUUUGCCUGGAUGAUCACAUAGCAACAUGGAGAAUUUUAAAAAGAUUCCCCAAGGUAGUACGAAAGUUGAAAGAUUAGGUAUUAUAGAUUGGAGUAACCCUGUUAAAAAUAAUGACUAAUUUACUGAAUUUUUAAAGUUUUAACGUUAAUGGGCUUAAUGGACCGGUGAAAAGAAAAAGAAUUUUAACAUACAUUAAGAAAAUAAAAAUAGAUAUAGCUGUUUUUUCACAAGAAACACACUUAACAGAGAUAGAACAUCAGAAAUUAAAGAGAGAUUGGGUCGGAAAUGUUAUUGCAGCUUCAUUUAAUUCAAAGGCGAGGGGAGUUGCAAUUUUGAUUAAUAAAACUUUUACCAAUUAAAGGACAAAAUGUAUUAAUUGACUCAGCGGGGAGAUAUGUAAUUAUACAUUGUCAAAUUUUUUCAGGACUAUGGACUCUUAUGAAUAUUUAUGCACCAAAUGAAAAUGAUGUAAAAUUUAUACAAGAGGCCUUUUUGAAUUUGGCUGACGCACACGACAAAAUAUUAAUAGGUGGAGAUUUUAACUUUUGUCUAGACCCAGUUUUAGACAGAUCAACAACGGUUGUUACAAAAGCAAAAGUAGCAAAAUUAACUUUAUCAUUGAUGAAAGAUUUACAUUUGAUUGAUAUAUGGAGAAGAAUUAAUCUGAAAGAAAGAGAUCGUUGGAAGAAUGAAAUUUUCAGCUGCAUUCCACUUGAAAAAAUUGCUUAUAAUUUAAGAGAUAAAUAUGAAAUAUUUCUGAAAAUUUGGCACCCUUAUUUACAAAAGAUAGGAUUAAGUAUAUAGAUGCUCCAAAGAUAAAAUUACUGGUUAUUUGAGGAAAUAAAUAAAUAUAUAUACUAAAGCUAUUAUGAACUCCAUGGAGCAUGUGGGGAUCAUCCGAUAUCCAGUCAUUCUUUCUUUCUUUUUUCUUUUCUCUGUUUUCUCUUCUAUAGGGAUAUGCUGCAGGGAGGGGGGAAGGGUUGAUAAUUUUUUUUUCUUUCUGUAACCUAUUUGAAAACUCAAUAAAAAAAUCUUAUUUAAAAAAAGGAAGUGGCCACAAUAUGA